Messenger RNA from Dovyalis caffra, 309 nucleotides. NCBI's taxonomy places the organism in Eukaryota, Viridiplantae, Streptophyta, Magnoliopsida, Malpighiales, Salicaceae. The record is from the annotation of a GenBank genome assembly.
AUGGAGAGGGCAAUUUUAGCUGAUAAGAAGAACCCUCUUCCCAUGUAUCAAAAGGCUAAUAUACUUGUGAGCUUGGAAAGCUUUGAUGAAGCUCUAGAAGUCCUAGAAGAGCUGAAAGAGUAUGCUCCUCGUGAGAGCAGUGUUUAUGCUUUGAUGGGAAAGAUUUAUAAGAGGCGUAACAUGCAUGAGAAGGCAAUGCUUCACUUUGGUCUUGCUUUGGAUUUGAAACCAUCAGCAACCGAUGUUGCUUCAAUUAAGGCUGCCAUUGAGAAGCUGCAUGUACCAGAUGAAUUAGAAGACAGCUUGUAG